AUGUACAUCACCCUCCGGCGCUUCGCCGCCUUCAGCUCGGUCGUCGUCGUCAUCGCCCUCUUCACCUCGGUGCUGCCGCGAGUCCUGAACCCGACUCCUCCUACUCCCGAAGAGCGCCGACGAGACAAGCAAUGGAUCUCGUCGAGCCCCCACUGGCUCGACCGGCAGUGCUGCCGCUGGUUUAGCCUCUGCGGCCUGUGGCACGUCAAGUGGGAUCCUCCGGCGCUUCCGGGCACCGGCAUUGGUCACGACGACGACGACAACCACGAGCUGCGCAACAUCGAGCUGCGGUCGCUGGACGAAGAAGAACCCAGGCUGCUGAGCGUCGAGGAAAAGGCACAAGCAUGGAAAGAGUCCGAGGCCAGGCGGGAAGGUCCGAACAAGGGCCGCAAGCUCAAGGGCAUUCCCGACUACGUUCUCAACCAUGCGCCGCUGGUGCACCUGUACUCGCAGGAGAACUUUUGGCCGUCGGACAUCGCGGAAUUCGUCCGCCAUAUGUCGCCGUACACCCACAAAGGAGAGUUCAACAGCUCGUUCCCUGUUUCCCUGAACGAGCUGCACAAGUUCAACUCCAUCCUCGACAUGGUUUAUCUCACUAGUGAGGUCGAUGUUGAGGAUAGACCCGAGUGGCUGCACAACCGCGAGGGCGAGCCUGCUGAGUUCACGGAGGAGGGAGACGAAGUCCCACUGCGGCCGAACCCCAAUGAUGGCUUUGCCGGCGACGACACCACUUGGUUUGAUGUGGACAAGGACCAUCCGCUGCACCGCAUCUCUGACCCUCGCAAGGUCUCCAGCCCGGAACAUAUCGACACGAGACGCCCUCCGCACCACGUCGGAGAGAAGCGGCCGCCGCACGACUCGCGACUCCGUGAAAGCCGUCGCAAGAGGAACUACGAGGAGGUGGCCGGCGAGCAGGUCCCGUUCAUCCCGCGAUACAAGCCCGAUUCCAGCGGCUACUCCAAGGCUCCCGCCGUGCUCGUGCUCGUGGACAAGGGGUCGGGUGUCCUCGACGCCUUCUGGUUCUUCUUCUACUCGUACAACCUCGGCCAGACCGUCUUCAACAUCCGCUUCGGCAACCACGUCGGCGACUGGGAGCACUGCAUGAUCCGCUUCGAGAACGGCCAGCCGCGCUCCCUGUUCCUGAGCGAGCACGCCGGCGGCCAGGCCUACGCCUGGGACGCCCUCGAGAAGUUCUACCCGCACAGCGACGGGCCGAUGCGCAGGCCCGAGCGGCCCGUCAUCUACUCGGCCGUCGGCAGCCACGCCAUGUACGCCCUGCCCGGCGAGCACCCCUACGUCCUGCCAUUCGGCCUGCUGCACGACCAGACCGACAAGGGCCCCAUCUGGGACCCGGCCAAGAACUACUACGGCUACCACUACGACUACAUCGAGGACCGGGAAGAGGAGCGCCAGAUGGAUAUCCUCGGGGCCGAGGCCAAGCGUAACGAGACGGCGUACAAGAGCCUCAUCCCCGCCGAUGUCAACCCGGGGCUCGCGACCUCGUGGUUCCACUUUGAGGGCCCCUGGGGCGACGAGACGUACGGCCUCGGCGACGCGCGGCAGUGGAGGCUGUUUGGGCAGUACCACUACAUCACGGGGCCGUUUGGGCCCAAAUUCAAGUUCCUCGAUCGGGAGAAGGUGUGCCAGACGGACCGGUGCCGGAUCCUACACAGCCUUGACCUGGGCAGGAAGGGGACUUGGUAUAGCUAA
Messenger RNA from Thyridium curvatum, 1710 nucleotides. RefSeq lists its product as uncharacterized. The transcript has a single exon. NCBI's taxonomy places the organism in Eukaryota, Fungi, Ascomycota, Sordariomycetes, Thyridiales, Thyridiaceae. The coding region runs from base 1 to 1710 and encodes 569 amino acids. The record is from RefSeq and is a predicted model, not a curated record.